Messenger RNA from Arabis nemorensis, 945 nucleotides. Lineage: Eukaryota; Viridiplantae; Streptophyta; Magnoliopsida; Brassicales; Brassicaceae. The record is from the annotation of a GenBank genome assembly.
AUGAGCUUGACUGCCCCAUCUUCGCCGAGGCAUUUCUCUGGCUGCUUCUUAAGCGCACCAACAAGCCCACGAAGACUCACCGAGUUGUACAGAGACUUUGACAAGGACGCAACGAGAACUUUCUCCGACCGUCUUACGAUUCCUUUUGAUUGGGAAGAGACUCCAGGCACUCCUAGGAAGAACAUCAACGAUGAAGUAGAUACUGUCGAUGAUUUUGCUUUCGCGGUCGGCGAGAAGUUCGAGACGACGUCGCUUUUCGCCGAAGAGCUCUUUGAUGGAGGCAAAAUCAAACCCUUGAAGCCUCCUCCCUAUUUACAAUUAGAUCAUCAACAUCAUCAGUUCACCAACAGUUUUUCGCCUCCGAUUUCUUCUCCAAGGUCUCCAAGAUCACCUAUUGCUCAUGGUAAAAGCAUUAUCCGCAAAGCUUUUUCCCCAAGAAAGAAACCCGUAGAGGUGGAUCCGUUUGAGGUCGCCAUAGAUAACGCUCGGAAAGGCCUAGGAGAGGAAAGAGGGAGAGAGAGACGUCAAAACUCGAGCCGUAGAGCGGCCCGAUCACUUUCUCCUUUUCGGGUUUCGGCUUAUCCUUGGGAAGAACUAGAACAAGAACAGAGAGAGGUACAAGAGCAGAGGAAAGGGUCCUUCUCUUCUACAUCAUCAUCAACUUGCGUGUCCUGCAAGUCAUCUUCCUCGAAAAAAUGGAGGCUGAAGGACUUUCUUCUGUUCCGAAGUGUAUCAGAGGGAAGAGCAAGGCACAACAAAGAUUCGGUAAAGACGUUUUCGGGUUUGUUCAGGAAACAAGAAGACAACAAGGACUCGAGCUCGCGAGGAAAAGGGUCAUCCAUCUCCGCGCAUGAAUUCCAUUACAAGGCUAAAAAAGCAGAAACGAAAGAUUUGAAGAAGAAGACUUUCUUGCCUUACAUGCAAAUAGGACGAUUCGCCUUCUAA